AUGGCCGGGGGCAGAGGGGCACCGAGGCUGGGGUGUGCGCACGGGCGGAGGAACGCCAUGGCUGGUUGGAGGGGCGCCAAGGACGGGCGGAGGUGCGCACGGGGAGGAAGAGAAACGUGGUCAGUUAGAUCUGCGCUUGCCAUGCUCGACUUCUUCACCUGGACGGCGUCGGCCUCCUCUCCUCCUCCCACGCAAGAGGACGAAGGCAACGGGAAGCCAUGGAUUGGAUCCCACGCCUCAGCAGCAAGACGGAAGUGGAGGUCCCGGACGCCAGCAAAUGAGGCUUCGGAAGUGGAGGUCCCGGACGCCGGCGGAGGAGGAGGCGAUGCAGAUCAAACCGACCGAGGUCUCUCUGGAGGCAGGCAACCUGGCGGAGCACUCGGCGGAGCUCGACGACGACGGCCGCCCGCGCCGCACGGGCACGGUCCUCACGGCCAGCGCGCACAUCGUCACCUCCGUGAUCGGCUCCGGCGUGCUCUCGCUCCCCUGGGCGGUGGCGCAGCUCGGCUGGGCCGCGGGGCCCCGGUCCUGCUCGUCUUCGGCGGCGCCACGUACUACACCUCCACGCUGCUCGCCGAGUGCUACCGGACCGGCGGCAGCGGCAACGACCCCGCCGCCACGGGCGGCGGCCGUCGGAACUACUCGUACAUGGAGGCCGUCCGCGCCAUCCUCGGCGGCUGGAAGGUCACAUUCUGCGGCGUCAUCCAGUACGCCAACCUCGCCGCAGUCGCAGUCGGCUACACCAUCGCCGCGUCCAUCAGCAUGCAGGCCGUGUGGAAGGCCAACUGCUUCCACGGCCGGGGCCACCACGCCGACGCGUGCAGCCAGAGCUCCAGCGUGCCCUACAUGAUCGCGUUCGGGGCCACCCAGAUCGUCUUCUCGCAGAUCCCCGGCUUCCAUCAGAUCCAGUGGCUGUCCAUCGUCGCCUCCGUCAUGUCCUUCACCUACUCCGGCAUCGGGAUCGGCCUCGCCGUCGCACAGACCGUAGCCAACGGCGGGUUCGGAGGCACGCUCACGGGCGUCGCCGUCGGCGGCGCGGCGGGCGGCGUCACCGUCGCGCACAAGGCCUGGAGCACGAUGCAGGCGCUGGGCAACAUCGCCUUCGCCUACUCCUUCUCCAACGUGCUCAUCGAGAUCCAGGACACGAUCAAGGCGCCACCGCCGUCGGAGACGGCGGUCAUGAACAAGGCCACGGCGCUCAGCAUCGCCACGAUCACGGCGUUCUACGCGCUGUGCGGCUGCAUGGGGUACACCGCCUUCGGGAACGCCGCGCCGGACAACCUCCUCACGGGCUUCGGCUUCCACGAGCCCUUCUGGCUCGUCGACGUCGCCAACGCCGCCAUCGUCGUGCACCUCGUCGGCGCGUACCAGGUGUUCUGCCAGCCCAUCUACGCGUUCGUCGAGAGCCGGGCCGCCGCCGCGUGGCCCGAGAGCGCGUUCAUCUCCAAGGAGCUCCGCGUGGGGCCCUUCGCGCCCAGCGCGCUCCGGCUGGUGUGGCGCUCGGCGUUCGUGUGCCUCGCCACCGUGGUCGCCAUGGCGCUGCCAUUCUUCGGCAGCGUGGUGGGGCUCAUCGGCGCCUUCACGUUCUGGCCGCUCACCGUCUACUUCCCCGUCGAGAUGUACAUCAAGCAGCGCGCCGUGACGCGCGGCAGCACCGAGUGGAUCUGCCUCAAGGCCCUCGCCGCCGUGUGCCUCGUCGUGUCGGUCGUCGCCACAGCAGGGUCCAUCGCCAGCUUCGUGGGCGCGUUCAAGGUUUUUCGCCCAUUCAGUGGCUAA
This is a messenger RNA of Miscanthus lutarioriparius, 1776 nucleotides long. The record is from the annotation of a GenBank genome assembly. Lineage: Eukaryota; Viridiplantae; Streptophyta; Magnoliopsida; Poales; Poaceae.